Molecule: messenger RNA, 1311 nt
Organism: Strongylocentrotus purpuratus (purple sea urchin)
Lineage: Eukaryota; Metazoa; Echinodermata; Echinoidea; Camarodonta; Strongylocentrotidae
Product: degenerin deg-1-like
Exons: 6
Coding region: 1-1311 (436 amino acids)
Biological process (GO): sodium ion transmembrane transport
Cellular component (GO): membrane
Molecular function (GO): ligand-gated sodium channel activity
Source: RefSeq, a predicted model, not a curated record
AUGGAAAUGGUAAAAAGGGAUUCCUUGUUCCUGAUAAGGACCGACAAGCAUCUUCCUCAUCUCAACUCCGUCAAUGCAGUCCUGAUCGACUACAGUGGUGUGACAUCUGCCCAUGGCAUUCCGCGAAUCAUCACCUCUACAUCGGUGAUGUCGAGGCUUUUUUGGAGUUUCGUAACUCUUGUCGCUUUGGGAGCGUUCCUGUGGCAAGGAAGCCUACUGCUCCUCGACUUUAGUAAAUACCCUUACACGACGCAGAUCGACGUGGUCGCUCGGACAGAGCUUCAGUUUCCUGCAGUCACCGUGUGCAACAUGAACAAGAUGAAACGCUCUGCCAUGGUCCACACUCGCUUCCAAAGCCUGAUUCAAGCCGAUCUGGGUGUGAACGGAGGUGACGCUGACUACUCCUGGUGGUUCGAUUGGUCAUCGCAGUGGUCUCAGGAGGAAGAGGAGGAAGAGGAGCAAGAGGAGCAAGAAUUAGCAUCGGCUUCUGCUCCUGAUACCGGAUCUAGUAGUAGCUAUGACUCGAGCUCUGACGCUCGGGAACACUAUAGCGAGCAGUACAAGUGGUGGGAUCCGGGUUGGAACACCGACGGUUUCGACUACCAGGAAUACGACUGGACAGAUGUGAGUGAUGAUGACGACUGGGAAGGGUUCUACAAACAGUCCACAUCAGAUGACUUCAGUGAUCUUCUCGAAGUUGUCAACCCGACAAGGGAAGAACUGAAGGUGAUGGGACACCAGGCGGAAGACUUCAUACUUCAGUGUCUUCACUUGACACUGUUCACUGAACAGCCGGAAUACGUGGGGCUCUUCGCCCAAGAGGCGGGGGUUCGAGUCGCCAUUCAUCCUCCUAACGUGUUCCCCUUCCCAGAGGACGAUGGGGUAGUUGCAUCGACAGGACAGGCAACAGAUAUCGGCAUGAGACAGUCUUACUUCAACCGGCUUCCCCAUCCCCAUGGCAACUGUACGGAAGGAACUCGGACUAUCUUCAUGUCGGAAGAAUAUGCUUACACCACCCGUGCGUGCGUCAAGUCCUGCGUUCAGCAACAGCUUUUUGACAAGUGCGGUCGAAAUCUAGCUCGAGUCCGGAUCUACUUUGAAGAACUCAACUUUGAGCAGAUGAUCCAGAAACCAAAGUACACGAUCGAAAGUUUGCUUGGCGGCAUCGGGGGUCUUCUUGGUCUUUACAUCGGUUUCUCUGUGAUCACCAUUUGCGAAGUCGGUGUCCUGGUCGUUGAUCUUGUCAAAUUCCUCUUGCGGAAGGCGUACAACCGCCGCGAGAAAAUCGUUCCCAUUGAAUUGAAAUGUUAA